This is a messenger RNA of Fusarium coffeatum, 939 nucleotides long. RefSeq lists its product as uncharacterized. Bases 1 to 939 code for a protein of 312 amino acids. Lineage: Eukaryota; Fungi; Ascomycota; Sordariomycetes; Hypocreales; Nectriaceae. The transcript is spliced from 5 exons. The record is from RefSeq and is a predicted model, not a curated record. Gene Ontology annotation, molecular function: transcription cis-regulatory region binding; DNA-binding transcription activator activity, RNA polymerase II-specific. Gene Ontology annotation, cellular component: RNA polymerase II transcription regulator complex.
AUGAGUAAAAACAUUUUUCGCAUCUUCAACCCUGGCGAACCGAAGGAAAAUCCCGUGGAGAAAAGACGGGCCCAGCUGCGUCGUGCACAACAGACAUAUCGCAAUCGCAAAGACAGAUAUACGAGGACUUUAGAAGAAGAACUCGCCAAAUCCCGCUCAAAAGAAGCUGAGUUGAUGCGCGAGAACCAACAGCUACGCAAUGCUCUCCAACAAUUAUCCCAGCAGCAAGGCAUCGGUAUGGCCAUUGACAACACGCCUGACUAUGCACCCUCCGAUAGUAUCGCCUUGUCCAGAACAGCAGGUUCAUCAAAUGGCACAUCACCAUUUUACUUCAGCGACAUGAGUUCCCAACCCCAGAACACAAUGCCGUCUCCGCAGUUAAUAUCUCCGGAAUUCUACGGUACAUUUCCUGUACCCGAUAAUCAUGAUAGGGCGCCUAUUUUGUUUGGACAGGGAGGAGUCGCGUAUAAUUGCCGGGUAAGCGAUGUGGAUCAAGUAGUCGCAGGCAUGGAGUUUGUCCUAAAGAUUGAAGAGCCUUGUCUGGACCAUUUACAUGGUGACUUGGAUAAACCUUUUGAGCCGAGUAAUCAUGCUUUGAGUGCCUCUUCUCAACUCAUGGCAGCGUGCGAUUAUCCAUCGCCUACUAUCAGCUCGCCUCCGCCUAUAUCUGCGACGUUCAACAGUUUACCCACGCAGAUGCUCGAGAGGCUGUUGAGUCUUGCGCCGGAUUUGUCGAGUGAGGGUGAGAUGACGCCGAUUCAAGCGUGGAAUACUAUUCGAUUACGACCGGACUUUGGAGGGUUUGAUACGAGGAGUUUGGGUGCUCUUGCGAGGAAGUUGAAGAAGGCGGUCAAAUGCCAUGGAUUUGGUGCAGUUGUAAAAGAGGCUGUUUUCGAAGGAUUGGUAUACGAGACACUCAUCACAGGGAAGCUGACAUGA